AUGCAUGGCUGAUUAUUCAUAACAUAACAAGAAAACAGAACCACCCUUCAUUACCUUUAGCAGUAUAUCUCAACCCAAAGAUGGCGAAGGUCUACUUUCUACUAGUAGCCCUUUUUCUUGUCUAUGGCAACCUUUGCUCAGGAAAAUCAGUGAUCGAAGAUACAAAUGGUCCCCCAGGAACUGAAGACGCUUCGCCUAUUGACCAAUUCUCAAAGAAGUCAAGUGAUCUUUUAUCAGAUCUGACUCAAGAAAUCCAAGACCCUCCAGGAACAGCAAACGAUGGGGCUGAAGAAAACGCUUCACUAGACCCUGAUGGGAAAGACGAGGUUGACACGUACAAACGGGAGGAAGAUGCAGAUCUAUUCGAAGGAGAUAUUGCAAUGGAUGAUCACGUGAGAAAGUUGGUGUCCGGACAGGUUUCAGACUCCGUUGUAGGGAAGUUGUGGCCAAGAAAAACCGUUUAUUAUGUUCUGGACAGAAAUCUAGGCAAUCUUGCAGUCCAGGCCAUCAAAGCAGCUAUUGCCCACAUCUCACGUGAGACGUGCAUCAGGUUCAUAAAUAAAAAAUCCGUCACCGGAUACGUCAGAUUUUUCGUUGGCAAUGGGUGUUACUCGUACGUCGGUCACCAAAGGAGAGAGCAAGACAUCUCCAUAGGAAGGGGGUGUGAGACGAUGGGGAUAGUCGCGCAUGAGAUCUUGCACGCCCUCGGCUUUUGGCACGAACAAAGUAGAAAGGACCGCGACCAGUACGUCACUAUUAACUGGAACAACAUCAGGGCAGGGAAGGCACACAACUUCAACAAGCACUUGAACUCCCAUACCCUCGGAGCUCCGUAUGAUUACAACUCCUUGAUGCAUUAUGGCCGCAGAUCCUUUUCCAAAAAUGGGCGGGACACAAUCACGCCUAAGAAAAGCGGAGCAGCUAUUGGUCAACGGGAUGGACUGAGCAGGGUCGACAUCUGGCAAGUCAGAAAGAGAUAUUCGUGCCCAGGGCCUCUCCCUACAGUUACACCUUUACCCAAUGUUAAAGUACGCCUCGUUGGUGGGAGGACGCCUUAUGAGGGGCGAGUGGAGGUGUUCUGGGGGGUUUGGGGAAGCGUAUGUGAUGACCACUUUGAUAUCAACGACGCACAUGUUGUAUGUAAACAACUCGGCUAUAAGGCUGGAGCUCAGGCUGAUUUCUGCUGCAGCAAGUUUGGAGCAGGCCGCGGUCCUAUUCAUCUAGAUGAUGUUCAGUGUAAAGGUGGAGAGAAAUCCAUAGCUCAGUGCAAACACAGAGGUUGGGGCUCACACAACUGCCGUAGGAAUGAACACGCCGGAGUGAGGUGCAUCCCAAAUUCUAACAUCAAAGUUCGUCUAGUUGGUGGCAUGCUAAGUAACAUGGGGCGCGUGGAGAUCUUUCACAACAACAAAUGGGGGACCGUGUGCGACGACAAUUGGGACAUAAAGGAUGGCCAUGUCGUUUGUCGCAUGCUUGGAUACAAGCGAGCCGAGAAGGCCUUACCACGAGCGGCGUGUGGGAGGGGAUCGGGCCAAAUCUGGUUGGAUAAUGUCCAAUGCUCCGGACGGGAAUCGUCAAUCGACUAUUGCGCCCAUAAGCCUUGGGGUAAACACAACUGCGGCCAUCACGAGGAUGCUGGUGUAGUGUGUGAGCCUAGGAAUCCAGUGCGCGUCCGUUUAGCUGGAAGUCGUGUUCGUGGCAGCGGCCGCGUGGAGGUGCUUUAUAAUGGGGUCUGGGGAACAGUGUGUGAUGACUUUUGGGACAUCCGAGAUGCGAAAGUGGUAUGUCGUAUGUUGGGUUACUCCCGCGCGGUCAAGGCCACUCAUAGCGCAUCCUUCGGUCAGGGGAGCGGACGUAUACUACUUGACAACGUGAUGUGCAGAGGGACUGAAAAGACAAUUGCCGACUGCACACACAGCCCGUGGGGCAAGCACAACUGCAGACACUCCGAGGAUGCUGGCGUGAUCUGCAAGGCGUAAGAGGUCAAAGGAUAAUCUUCACUGCAUCAACGACUGGAAAGAACUUGCAUAAAACAUUAUAGCACUUGUCUUGUUAUAGUCAACUUGUUAGUAUAGUGAACUUGUAAAAAUAUUCAUCUGUUUGUAUAGUCAACUAGUAAAACAUCCAAAUCGUUAGUAUAGUCAACUUGUUAGUAUAGUCAACUCGAUAAACAUUCAACGCGUUAGUAUAAUCAACCCGUAAAACAUUCAAAUCGUUAGCAUAGUCAACUCGUAAAACAUUAAAAUCGUUAGCAUAGUCAACUCGUAAAACAUUAAAAUCGUUAGCAUAGGCAACUCGUAAAACAUUCAAAUCGUUAGCAUAGUCAACUCGUUAAACAUUCAAAUCGUUAGCAUAGUCAACUCGUAAAACAUUCAAAUCGUUAGCACAAAGAACUGUUUUUUUAAUUAUAUUUGUUUCAAGCAUUGAAUAAAUAGACUUAAAUAGCUUAGAUGAAAAAAGAAUUGUAAGGUUUGCUUUUCAUAAAUAAACUUAUUUUUGUCUCAA
This is a messenger RNA of Nematostella vectensis (starlet sea anemone), 2505 nucleotides long. RefSeq names its product deleted in malignant brain tumors 1 protein. Lineage: Eukaryota; Metazoa; Cnidaria; Anthozoa; Actiniaria; Edwardsiidae. The record is from RefSeq and is a predicted model, not a curated record. Gene Ontology annotation, molecular function: metalloendopeptidase activity; zinc ion binding. The transcript has 16 exons. Gene Ontology annotation, biological process: proteolysis. Gene Ontology annotation, cellular component: membrane. Bases 81 to 1979 code for a protein of 632 amino acids.